Molecule: messenger RNA, 4031 nt
Organism: Rhododendron vialii
Lineage: Eukaryota; Viridiplantae; Streptophyta; Magnoliopsida; Ericales; Ericaceae
Product: cyanidin 3-O-galactoside 2''-O-xylosyltransferase FGGT1-like
Exons: 1
Coding region: 2114-3493 (459 amino acids)
Molecular function (GO): UDP-glycosyltransferase activity
Source: RefSeq, a predicted model, not a curated record
CAGAGAAAGAGGUUUAACAGAGAAAGAGGGAGAGAGGGAGAGAAAGAGCGAGAGAACUACGGCGGCAGAAGAAAAGAAAAAGAAGAAGCAUCAGCAGCAGCUACGACUGGUUCGAUCCCUCCUCUCUCCGUCGAUCUGUCCUUUCUCUGAUCUGUUCUUGUUGCUACUGUUCUUCUUCCUAUUUUUUGUUUAUUGCUCCAGAAAACAAAAAUGGUGUAGGGUUUGGAAAGGGGGAUAAGGAGGGAUGAAAUCAUCAAUUUUUUAGGGAGAUUAGGGGUAUAAGUUAUGGAUACCUCAGACCCUGCCCAUAGGUAAGACCCCCUAAUACCCCUUUCUCCGGUGUUGCACAAGAACGGGAUAAAACAAUACCCAACCUUAAAUGGCUUCCCAAACGAGGGAUAAGCCGUAGGCCCAGGUAUAAAUGGGAGGUAUUAGUUAUCCCCUUCAUAAGCCGACAUCCAAACGGGCCCUUAAUGAAUUGUAUUAAGGCGUGUGCAAGUAAUUUUCCCUUUUAAUAGGAUAAUUCUAAUCCAAUUGUGGGUUCCUUUAAGAUUAAUGAUCCUCCAAGGAAAUUUGCUUGUAUAAUUGUCAAAUGUCUUUUGGUACAUAAUUUUUGAUAACUCAAAUAUGUUCGGACUAGCUUACUUACAUAUAUCUCAACUAAUUUCAAGUACCUAAUUACCUGAAUGAUAAAAAAAAUCUUUAGAAGUGAGCUAGCAGAGUCAACGGGGUGUUCCACUUUUAAAAAAAAAUACUUUUUGAAAAAAGAAAGUAAUUUCAAACUCGAAUAUAAUGAAAAUAAAAAAUAUUUUUUCAAUUUUUUUGCACCGUUUAAAAGAUCUUAAUGAGAUCUAUCAAAUAAGAUUCAUAUUGAUAAAAAAAUUAUUUGCAUAAACACAUAAUUUUUAAGCUUAAAAUUAUUUUUUCGUUUUAAAAAGUACUUUUUCUUUAACAGUGAAACACCACGAGUACUGUGAGCCCUCAUAGGUUAGUAAAAAGUGAGGCAAUACUGAUUUGCAAUGGCAAUCUAAGUGAAUGACAGAAAACCUCUACUAGUAUUAAAGACAGAAAAAAAAAAUGAGUGGCGUUUAUUACUCGGACUUAGGGCUGUAAACGAACCGAAUCGAGCCGAACCCUGUCAAGUUCGACUCGGGUUCGUUAAGGUAUGAGUUCGGCUCGGGUUCGGCUCGAGUUCGAUUCGAGCCUGAACAACUUGGCUCGAGUUCGGCUCGUUAAAAUUUUUCAAGGCUCGGGUUCGACUCGGUUGGGUUCGUUAAGAUACUAAUCUGGCUCGAGCUCGGCUCAGAUUCGGCUCGGGUUCGAUUCGAACUUGAACAUCUUGGCUUGAGUUUGGCUCUUUAAACUCAAAUGAAUCGAGCCGAGCUGAAUCUAAGCUCAAAUUGAGCUCGUCAAGACUCAGGUUUGAUUCGGCUUGGCUCAUUAAACUUAAGCGAAUCCAAACUCUCUCAUUGAUCGUAUAGAAUUUGGGAGAAAAAUAAGUAUUGAAUUAUACAUAUAACCUUAAAAUUUUUUACAUUUACAAAUAGACCCCUAUUGAAUUAUUAAUUAAAUUUAAGUAUAGGUUCGCGAACCUAACCGAGCCGAAUACCGUUAGACUCAGGUUCGGCUCAUUUACGGAACGAGCCUAGAAUUGAGGUUCAGGUUCAGUUCGUUUAGUAGACGAAUCAAACUCGAACGAGCUCUUACCGAACCGAGCCUCGAACAGUUCGCGAAUGGCUCAGUUCAUUUACAACCCUACUGUCAGACUCAGCCAUUGCCUAGAUAUUUAUAGUAUUUGUUAAGGUGACGGGAAGCAAUUUUGUUUGGGUGAAAAACGUGUGUCCUUGGACUUCAAACAUUAUGCCUGAAAUUGGAGAAAUUUUUGGGUGUCGAGCAGGCACUAUGUGGCAAAGAAGUGACUUGACCAAAUCCUUCCUUUCGAUAGAGAGGCUAUUGAGUGUUCUUGAAGUAAUACUUCACACUAAUCACAAUACAGCACACAAGUCAUUUUGGUCUCGAAUUUACCAACACAAAAGUCAUGGCUUACGUAAUUCUUAUAUAAAGGCCAAAAUUAAGCUGUGUAUUUCUCUGAGCAACAACAGCAGCAACACAUAUGGCUGAGAAAACAUUUGAGGUAGCUACCUUCCCAUGGUUAGCCAUGGGUCACCUAAUCCCCUUUCUCCAUAUCUCCAAUAGGCUUGCUCAGAGAGGCCACAAAAUCCACUUCUUCGUCCCAACCAACACAAUAACAAAGUUGGAACACCUCAAUCUUCACCCAGACCUCAUCACCUUCAUCCCGUUCACCGUUCCGCACGUCGACGGGCUCCCUCAGGGCGCCGAAACGACCAACGAUAUUGCUUCUUAUGCAUUACAACCUCGGCUCAUGACUGCCAUGGAUCUCACACAACCCACAAUUGAAGCUUCUCUGGAACAACUCAAACCCGACUUCGUGUUCUACGAUUUGGCUCAUUGGAUACCAACUCUCGCACGCCGUUUAGGCAUCAAGUCCGUACGCUAUUCCAUUGUUAGCCCUUCAACCGUAGCUUACCUUUUUAGCCCUGCUAGAAAAUUCCACGAGAAAGUCACGCCGGAUGAUUUUACGAAACCGCCCCCUGAUUUCCCUGCUUCCUCCAUUAAAAUGAGUUCACAAGAAGCCCGUGCCUUAGUCAAUGAACUGGUAGAAAAGGAAUUUGGUUCCGGAAUACGCUUUGCGCAACGCAUUUUGAGUUCCUACAGUGAGUGUGAUGCCAUCAGUUUCAAUGCUUGUAAAGAGAUUGCAGGGCAUUAUAGUGAUUACAUCGAAAAACAUUUCGGGAGGCCGGUUAUUCUUGCAGGCCCGGUCAUUCCGGACUCAGCACCCGCUUCUACGCUAGAAGAACGAUGGGCUAAGUGGCUUAAUAGUUUCGAAGCCAAAGAAGUGAUUUUCUGUUCAUUCGGAAGCGAGUGUGUACUUGGGAAGGAACAGUUUGAAGAACUCCUGCUUGGUUUGGAGCUAACCGGCAUGCCGUUUCUCGCUGCCCUGAAACCGCCACUUGGGUUGGAAAAGAUUGAGGAUUCAUUACCGGGAGGGUUCUCCGAGAGGACUAAAGGAAGAGGGGUUGUUUAUGGGGGCUGGGUACAACAACAGUUGAUCAUGGGACACACUUCCGUAGGGUGCUACGUGACACACUGUGGUUCUGGUUCCUUAUCGGAGGCUAUGGUGAAUGAGUGCGAAUUGGUGUUAAUGCCAAUGAACGGGGAGAAAAUCGUCAAUUCGAGGUUUGUGAGCGGAGAUUCGGAGGUGGGAGUUGAGGUGGAGAGAGAAGAGGGAGAGGAGUUUUUUAGCAGAGAAAGUGUGUCCAAGGCAAUUAGGUUGGUAAUGGAAGUUGAUGGUGAAAUUGGGAAAAAGGUGAGAGCCAAUAAUGCUAAGUGGAGGGAGCUGUUGUCGAGUAAAAACCGUGAUAGUUCUUACAUUGACAGUUUGAUUCAGAAAUUGCACGGCCUGUUAGAAUGAAUUUCCACCUUCUGCUAGCUAGCUGGAGAUCUGAAAGUGGAAACAGAGCUGAUCAAGAUGGGCUUCCUGCACCAUGUAUACAUGGGUACAAACCAUGAUCUAUUUGGAGAAUUUUAUCUUAUAAUAAUUAUUAGGUGUUGUAUGGUUCAAUUCUUAGUGUCUCUCUACCAUGUAAGGUUAGUCAUGUUUCGUAUUUGUUGUAGUUUAUGUUGGAAAUUAAUAAACUUAAUUAUAUGAGUGGCCGGGGGUUUGUGUGUGUGGAUCAGAGACAAAGAAGAAGAUAGGAUUGAAUGAUGUGGGGCCAAGCCAAUUGAAUAGUAUUUCUUUGUGUGGGUUAAUUGAGAGGGAUGGGAGUCACAUGGUUUGUUUUGUGUGAGGAGUUGUGUAUUUAUACAUUUGUAUGCUUGUAAUGUAUUUGUAUUGGAGUGGGAAGAAGAGAGAAAAAAAAAAAAAAGAGCAGAGAGGAGAGUGAGAUGUACAGUAAUUUGUAUGUUUUUGUUUGAGAAAUAAAUAAAAGUAGUGUAUGUGAUUGUGUGAA